AAUGCACAGGGUUUACGCAAAAAUAACGAUUUAGCCACCAAACAUAUGGAAAUUGUGUGGAAGAACGUGGCGAUUUUCGUCGUUUUGCACAGCGUGACCGUUUAUGGGUUAUACCUAUUGUUAACCUUCCAACUGAAGAUUGCCAAGGUAUUAUUUGCAUAUUUUUACACAAUGUAUGCGGCAUUUGAAAUCACAGCCGGAGCUCACAGAAUGUGGUCUCACAGGUCGUACACAGCCAAACUACCCUUAAGAAUAUUUCUAAAGUUGACUCAGAUUGCCGCUUUGCAGAACGACAUUCACGAAUGGGCAAGAGAUCACCGAGUCCAUCAUACAUUCACGGAGUCGGAUGUGGAUCCGCACAAUGCAAAGCGGGGAUUUUUCUUCUCGCACGUCGGCUGGCUUAUGUGCAAAAAACAUCCUGAUGUUUUCACCAAAGGGAAAACUGUCGAUAUGUCCGAUGUGCUGAAUGACCCAGUUGUACGCUUCCAAAGAAAGUAAGUGGCCAUUUGUGCAAUGUUGCUUAAUUUAAUUUAAUAACUUUGUAUG
Messenger RNA from Dendroctonus ponderosae (mountain pine beetle), 546 nucleotides. Its product is annotated as stearoyl-CoA desaturase 5-like. Gene Ontology annotation, biological process: unsaturated fatty acid biosynthetic process. Gene Ontology annotation, molecular function: stearoyl-CoA 9-desaturase activity; iron ion binding. The annotation marks the transcript as partial. The transcript is spliced from 3 exons. Lineage: Eukaryota; Metazoa; Arthropoda; Insecta; Coleoptera; Curculionidae. The record is from RefSeq and is a predicted model, not a curated record. Gene Ontology annotation, cellular component: endoplasmic reticulum membrane.